AUGAAUAUACCAAUUCUGAUUUUUUUCUUGUCUUAAUUGAAAGAGUUUUUAACCUUUUCAAUUAUUGAUUUAAAUCAAUAAAACUAAGUUUAAAGGGAUGAUAUAGAUUUAGGUGUUUAAGAUUUUGGAGUUAACAAACUUUUAACCUAUGGGAUGUGGUCCAAAUACAAUCCAUUAAGUGGAAUUUCAAAAGUAGGUCCUGUAGGAUAAAUGGAAAGCAACUGCUUUUUAAUUCAUUAUGCUACAUCUAUUUUAACCCAAAAUCUCAAUCUUAUAUAUUAUGAUUGUUUAGAUUAUACAUAGAGGAAAAUACUGAAAACUAUUGAAUUUAUGGAUGAAGAAAACAACCAGCAUAUAAUUGAAUUAUAAAUUGAUAAUAAUAAAUACGAGGAUGUUUGGCAUUUUUGUUAAUUCAUUAUCUAUCCUAAUCAAAGGAAAUUUGAAGUUAUUAUUUUAAAUUAAGAAGAUAUUCUGCUUCAUUAAUUUUUUGAAUUGAAAUUUCCUUUCAAAGACUAAAAUUUAUCUCUAAUAUUUGGGAGUAGUUUAAUUGUUAAUAAAUCAUAUAUAAUUUCAAUAUUAAAAGGAAGAAAAUUUGCUACAUUUCCAGGUUUUUUAAAAGUGAAUAAAAUUUUGAUUUAAGAGAGUUCUAUUUAUUAAAAUUUUGAAGAUAUAGCAUUUGAAGUUUUGUAGGGUUUUAUAUAAUGUUAAUGCAUUCAAGAUAGUGCUUUUUAAUUAAAAGAUUGGGAUCUUUCUUCUGUUAAUAAAUUGACAUAUUUAUCUUAAAAUACUAAUUGUGACUCUUUUUAAUUUUAGGGUUGGUUAAGGAUUAAUAAUAUUGGAUAACUAUUAUCAGAUAUUACUUAUUAAAUAAUUAAAAUUUCAUCAAAUUUUAAUAGUGCAAUUUUAUCUAAUUAAAAUUUAUCACCAUUUUAAUUUAUUUAUUAACUUUCUCCUACAAUGCAUAGAAUUAUUAUUACUACUUAUAGUUACAAUUUUCCUUUAGUUAAUAUUGAUUUUAAAGAUAAUCCUUUUUUAAUAAUUGAUUAAUUUGAUGUUUUAAAUAAAGUUUAGUUAUGGCAUAAAUUAAUUGUUAAUUUAUUGAAUAAUGAAUUAUAGUUAAGUAUCAGUUUCUAUGAUGAUUCUGAAAUCUUUACUAUAAGUAGAUUAAUUAAUGUUGUUUAAUUUCAUUCAAACUAAUUCAGAAUUAAUUAUGGAAAUCUCUUAAAUAAUAUCAAUAAUGCUAUUAAUAUUUAAUUUAGAAAUUUUAUAUUUUUUAAUUGUUAAUAACCAAUAAAUGAAAUUAAUUGCCAUUAAAGUUGUUUUGAAUGCAAUGGUCCAACUAAAUUAAAUUGCUUAUCUUGUUCAUAAGAAUCAAAUAGAAUUUAUUUAAUUGAUUAAAAAAUGUGUAUUUGUCCUAAUGAUUUAAUUGACACAGGUGAAAAAUGCUAGUCUUAUUCUGAUUUAGGCUUUUAAUUAAUAAAAGAUAAUUCAAUAUAAUUAGAUAAAACUUGUAAUUAUGGUUAUUUCUUAAUUGGUGAUGAAUGUUUUUAAUGGUAAUAAUUUAUCAUAAUAUAGUCCUUCGAUAAUCAAUUCUCAGCGAUUGACAUGUAUAGAAUGUCUCAUGAAUCCAUUAACAUGGAUUAAUUCAUUAGUUUGUUUAAAAGAUAUAUCUAUGAAUAAAAUUGGAGAAACUGCUUACUUUUUUGAAGAUUUUUAGCUUUAAUAUUUUUAUGAUGGAUUUGAUUUUUAUUUUUGUCUGUCAAAUGUUUGUGAUGUCGAAUACAUAUUUGAUCUAUUAACAAUUUAACAAGAUGAAAUUUUUUUAAGGCCUAUUGAAGAUGAAAAUGAAAUUUUUAUUGGUCGUUUCUAAUGUUCAAAUAAUUGUUUUGACUGUUUAUCCGAUGAUGUUGGUCUUUUAUGUAGAGAAUGUGAUGAUAAUUUUAAAUUAGCAGAUGGUAAAUGCUAAGAUAUAUAUUGUUAUCCUCCAUAUUAUAUGAAUAUGGCUGGAAGAUGUAAAAGAUGUUCUCUAUAAAAUUGUAAAUAUUGUUUUGAGUAUUAAAAUAAUGAUUUAUCAAAAUGCACAUUAUACCAUGAUUUUUAAUCAUUUAACACAGAUGAAAUUAUAAAUGUAGGUUGUGCUUUAUGUAAUGAUAACUAUACAUUUGAUUUUUCUAAAAGUAUUUGCAUUUAACAAAAGAUAUCUAUUUAAAAUUGUAUACGAUCAUAUGUCAAUUUAGAAAAUUAAGAAAUUUGCACAUUAGCAUCAAUUUAAGAUUUUUCAAUAGCUCCUGAAAUCAUUAAUUGUUAAGAAUUAGUAGAAAAUUGUAUGCAAUGUAUAUAAACUCCUGAAUUUAUUCUCAAAUGUAUAAUUUGCCUCAACGGAUAUGUUCCCUCAAUUGAGAAUGGUAGUUGCUAGAAAGCUUCAUCAUUAGUAUCAAAUUUUACAAUAUCUGCAUUCUCAUAAGAAUUUUAUGAGAAUGGUUGGAUAUAAUUAAUCUAAAGUUUUUUAAUGUCAUUUUUACCAAAUAAAUACAUUUAUCCUUAUGAUUUAAAUAGCAUUUAUAAAUUUUAGAUACUUGAAUGUGAAGAAGGAUGGAAAAUAAGUAGCAUUUCAUAUUUAUGUAUAAAAGAUUGCAGCUCUGAAUGUCUUUCUUGUUAUUACGAAAAAUUUUAAUCUAUUUGUAAGAUUUGUCCAUUAAAUGAGUUUUAAUAGCCCAUUAUAAAUCAAUAUUAAGGUAAAUGUUAUGAAUGUCCUUAAUUUUGUAAAAUUUGUUAACCUACUUCAGAUUAUAAAAUUAAUGUAAAAUUUUAUAUAUAAUUAUAGAGCAAUUAACCCCAAUUUAUUAUCAAUGAUAAUCUAUUAUAUACUAGAAAAUGUAUUAUGCCUUAAUAAAUUCCAAAUAUUUAAAUAGAUUCAUAAUUAUAGGUUGCAAAGUAUUGUUUUGAUGGUGACUGUAAUUAAAUCCUUUCCUUCGAAACAAUAAUUGGAGAUUGUAAUUUUAUAAAUCUUGCUAAUGUAACGGAAUUUUAUUAAAAUUAAAUUGAUUUCUAUAAUUAGAUGGGAUAGGAUAAAUUAAUUUUAAAAUAUAUAUUUGAUUUUAAUAAAAUUUGCUUAGCACAACGUGGCUUAUUUCUGAAUAAUGAAUUAAAAUAAUAGAUUUAUUCAUUGAAAUUUAUUAAAAUUAUUGCAGUAGCUGUUAAAGAUUCAUUAUUAUUUUCUUAUGGUAAUAUUAAUUUUUCAAAUUUUGAUUCGGUUGAAUUAUAAAAUUUCACAUUAA
Messenger RNA from Paramecium primaurelia, 3278 nucleotides. The record is from the annotation of a GenBank genome assembly. Lineage: Eukaryota; Ciliophora; Oligohymenophorea; Peniculida; Parameciidae.